This is a messenger RNA of Eimeria necatrix, 1686 nucleotides long. RefSeq lists its product as hypothetical. Gene Ontology annotation, molecular function: protein-arginine N-methyltransferase activity. Gene Ontology annotation, cellular component: nucleus. Gene Ontology annotation, biological process: peptidyl-arginine methylation. The transcript is spliced from 5 exons. Bases 1 to 1686 code for a protein of 561 amino acids. Lineage: Eukaryota; Apicomplexa; Conoidasida; Eucoccidiorida; Eimeriidae. The record is from RefSeq and is a predicted model, not a curated record.
AUGGCAGGGGCAAUCUUGUCGACUGAGCGCCGAGGCCGGGAAAUCGAGCACAAGCAGGAUAGGGCAGCCUCUUCGAGGGUGGUUCCCCGCUGCCGUUCUCGCUGCACGAGGGGAACCCCGAUCCCUGCGCGACUCAGCACUACAAGCAGCGGCAGUGUCGGCACGAGCACGCGAAAACGGGAGAGUGAGGUGCCUGAUCCUCACUGUGACAAGGAGAACUCAUGUUGCAACGUAGCCGGGGUAGAUAGUGGUGCAGCCACCAGUCCCAGCAGCGCUUGCAGUGCAAAUACCGGCAGGCCACCUAAGCUUCAACGCAGACUUACCAGCAAUGCUUCAGCCAUGCAUGGUGCGCCAACAACUCAUGGCUCACAUGACAGAAAGGGAGAUGAUUCCGGAGGGGACAGCGGGGCACCACGACUGCAUCGCGAGUUAAAAGGGCUAAUUCACGCGAUGCCUUUGAAAAGCCGCCGCGUUUCUGCAUACUUCCCUGACUGGAACCUCAAACAAAAACUUGAUUACCUGCUGAAGAUGGGCGUGGUCGCGACAACUAAAGUAAACGAGAGCGAGGAGGUCCAUACACUCAGCAUCUGCAGCCAGUUCGCAGAAGAAAAUCACUUGGCGCUGCUCCAAGACAGUGACAGGGUGUCGCAUUACAGAAAGGCGAUGCACUGGGUAGGAGAUCCUUCUAGUGGAGGCAAGAAACUAGUAGAAGGACGUCGAGUGCUCGAAAUUGGCACGGGUCCGAUAUGUUUACUCUCCAUAAAUGCAGUAAAUGCAGGCGCCAAACACGUUGUGGCCCUAGAGGCAUCUCGCCCUUCCCAUUGCCGGGCCAAGAAGUUUGUAGAGGCGAUUGGGAUGAGCCACAAAAUCGAUAUCGUGCACGGCUACUCCAAGCGUAUCCCGGUUGAGCUGUUCAAGAAACCGGAAGUGGUGAUACAUGAAAUCAUUGGCGACUUCGCUUCUCAGGAGGGGGUUGCAGAUGCCCUUCUGGACGUGCAGGAACGCACAGGCUCCAUUCCUUUAAGCAUUCCAUUUGGCGCGGAAACUCUCAUUUGCCCGGCCAGUUUGCCGGAGCCCGAGCAUUUCCUUUAUCCUGCGCAUUCUUACGAAGGCCGGAGUAUUCUCUCUCCGCGUCGAAUUCUUCUCCAAUCCGUACGGUUGAACACAAGCCAUCUGUUGUUGAGUGAAGAGUUUCAAGCAUUUGAGACGCUGAAGUUCCAAAGCCCCAUGAAAAAUCAGAUGGAGCAGAGGAAGACGCUCAAGUUUGUGAUAAGCAAACCUGGUUCCAUGGCGGGGCUUCUCACUGUCAUCAAGAUUGAAAUAUACCCUGGGACAUUCUUUGGGACCUUCCGAAAUGGGGAGACGGACUCGUGGUAUACAUCGUUGGUAUUGCUGCCAGAGGAGGUGAAGGUAGAGCCGGGAGACGUUGUCAGCGUUGAGUCGUGUUCGGACAUGCGGAACUACUGCAAAGUCAGCAGCCCCAAAUCACCUCUAAAGGCUGGUUCCAAGACAGAUAUGGGCUUUGUUCUUGUGUCCAAGCCCACCUACUCUUUCACUGUCAGUAUCUACAGGCCAUCCUUUAGCUUUCGCAGGGCCUACAGAAGUUUCCCACAGAUUGUUGUUCCCUUUGAAGAACAGGCGCCAGUUCUCUACGGUGCUACGCGCAAGUAUGCAGAUAAACGGUAA